This is a messenger RNA of Laccaria bicolor S238N-H82, 1461 nucleotides long. RefSeq lists its product as uncharacterized. Lineage: Eukaryota; Fungi; Basidiomycota; Agaricomycetes; Agaricales; Hydnangiaceae. The transcript is spliced from 6 exons. The record is from RefSeq and is a predicted model, not a curated record. The coding region runs from base 652 to 1461 and encodes 269 amino acids.
UUGAAUCACCCUCCGCUCCGACGGCCACUCCUUCCCAUUUCCGAGAACUGCUCACCUUCUCGACACUACUCCGCCUCAACAUUUCUCAACAAAAACCCAAACACAGUCCAGACCAUCCCCUCCGGCACCCUCCUUUGCUUCGGGCCCUCCGGAACUUUUUCCGGCGCUAUCAUCUUUCUUUGAGGGUUCUUUCGAAGAGAAUGAUCUAAAGGGUCGAAAUACGCCGAUGAGGGGUGUGCAUCGAGGUGUGCAGCGACAUAAGUGUUGACUCGACUUGUCGAUUACGAUGAUUUCUGCCUCUUUUCCUGGGCCCAUCGAAUAGCUGCAGCCUCCCUCCAUUGUUUGUGAGAAUGACAUAUCUGGGCCACCCUCUUUUCUUGAUUAACCCGACGCCUCAUUUUCGUCAACCGUCGGAAAGCCAGCGGCCAUAACCUGUGUCUUUGUUCCUGCUGGGCGCAUUUCGGGAUCGACAUGGGUCAGUACCUGGAUCGCCAGUGGUUGGAGUUGCGAAACGCGAGAUGCCUCGCCAAGGUGAUGUGGCGGUGAACGCCAAACGCUAAUUUUGGAUGGCUAUGCAAUGCACUGUCCGGACUCCGCGCUUAAUCAGGAAGAUAAAUACACUUUAUCUGAUAGUAAAGCUCUAGCCGCAAGAUGCCACUUUUAGCAACGUUAUCAUCUUUUUACCAUACAAUGGUCCUAGCCCUCCUGAUCCUUGGCCUGAUUAAUGGGAACAGUGCACAAGAUGACUGGACCACGCUACCCGACCCAUUGACAAGCACCACAUUCACGGCACCACCCCAAACCACUCCAACCAGCUCGGAUGACGGUUCUCUUUUGAGCAACUGUGCCCAUUACCUUUGUAGCUGGAUUGCACAGAGCAAUUUCGGCAUCCAAAGCUACAGCUUUAUCGUCGGCUCUCCCGUGUCCAACUGUUACGGUGGCACGUACCCUGUCGACAGCGAAUUCAGAGUAUCAUUCACUACGAGCGACACAUGGAGCACUGGUCUGAACGUUGGCGUCCAGAUCGGACAGCUUGCUGUCGGUUAUCAUGACAGCUGGUCGAGCACGAAGUCUCAGACAUUUUCACAGAACGUGGUCAUGCAUGUGCCACCGAAUCAGCAGGGUGCCGUCAUCGCCCUCAUGAAUUACAAUGUCACAAGUGGGAACAUGACCGUUGGUUCAACUGUCGUAUCCCCAGUUUAUGCCAAUCAACCAAUGGGACAAGUCGAAUGGGGUGUGAACAUGAUUGAUUGCGAUCGGACGUUCGACGCCAAUACUACCUCUCCUUAUCCCGCCUCCUCGGGGGGCCUGCGGACACCAGUGUUGAGUUCGAUCUUCUACGCGUCAGUCAUUCUUGCUGGGAUGUUACCUCCUAGAGGCUGGAGCUACAACAUCGUAGACAGCGCGGCUGUCAGGUGGAAACUUUCACUUUGGGUUGUGGAACAUUACGGGGUCGAUUAA